Molecule: messenger RNA, 3633 nt
Organism: Pygocentrus nattereri (red-bellied piranha)
Lineage: Eukaryota; Metazoa; Chordata; Actinopteri; Characiformes; Serrasalmidae
Product: liver-expressed antimicrobial peptide 2
Exons: 3
Coding region: 74-325 (83 amino acids)
Biological process (GO): antimicrobial humoral immune response mediated by antimicrobial peptide; defense response to bacterium
Source: RefSeq, a predicted model, not a curated record
CAUGCUACAUGCUUUCUCACUGCCAAUCGGGCUCAAAGCGUGACUGAGGAAACAGCAAUACAAAGCAACCAGCAUGAGAACGUCGGAUCACACACUCUUCGUGUUCACCAUGCUCAUCUCGCUUCUCUGUUCCAUCCAGGUAGAGGCAGCUCCCGUAGCAGGUACAUGGGCUUCGAGCCUGAUCCACCGUGCCAAGCGUUCAUUACUGUGGCGCUGGAACACUCUGAAACCUGUCGGCGCCAGCUGCAGAGACAAUUACGAGUGUGGCACCAACUACUGCAGGAGAAACAUCUGCGCUUUCCAGCCAAACUCUUCUUCAUCAUGAAGACACCUAACACUCCUUCUCCAAAUUUCUGGAAAAAACUAAAUGUCAGAAUCCUCCCCCUUCAUCCUUCCCCACGAACAUGAACAACAUCAGCACUUAUGGAAUCAAAAAGCUCAAUACAAUCAAGACACAGCAUCAAGAGCAAAAUAUUUCAUCUUGCAUCCAUCCAAAUGUCCAUAAUUGCUAACUGCAAAACAUACAGCAUCACUUGUGACUGAUCAAAUACAAAUGUAGCCAAUGCCAAAAUAACUCCACGCCCAUUCACUUUAUUGACAGAAUUAUUUAUUUGUAAAUAGUGGACACAUUAGAAAAGACUGUAGAAUUUACAGAAUUGUAAAUACUGUUUGUUCAUGUAUUUUUAAUGUUUUUGUUUUUUUAAUAAUGUUACAGUGAUAGUGCAAUAUUUGUGUUUUUUUAAGAAAGAAGAAAAUUCAGAUGCUUAAGUUUACAUGAAUAAAUGGACAAAAAAACAUCUUGUAAACAAAGAAAAUACUAACAGGAGGUAUGAUUUGAAUGGAGUCAAAACUACAUUUUGUUUACAAUUUCUAGACGAACAACAUAAUGGACAAUCAAGAUGUUUACCAGGAUCCACUCAGAAUGAUCAACUGCAUUACAGGAUUUUGUUGAAAAGUCACCACAGCUACAAAACAGGGCUGGGUAUCGGAAUUCAGUACUUUUUAUCGCGUCAACUGACUUCAGUACUACCAAAUUGUUCAAUAUUAAAUUGUAGUAUUAAAAUGAAGUAGUCAGCAUCAUCAGUGUCACUGAGCCAAUAAGCAUGCUUGUUCCAAAAUUUAGAUUGCUGAUUGGCUAGAUAACACUCACUUGCAUGUUAUAAAGGCAGCACAUCUUCAUUAGGCCUACAUGUUCCAUUACAGUUAGUAAAUAUGCCCUCUUACUUAAGGCACCUCGUACUCAUUUCCAGGGUCAGGCGGUAUCCAUUUGUUUUAUACCUUCAAACAAUGCACAGUUUUCAAGCCAUCACUCAAUAAAAUGUCAAACCAUCUAUCUAGCAAUUGCCAAAUAUUAAACAGGGUUGCUAUCUAGGAAGAACGGGUUAGCAUCAGUAUAGCUAGCAUGAUAACACCUCUGCUCACCACAUGUUCAGGUCUGGCUAACUGAAGUUUAAUACAAGUUUAGAUGAAGACUCAAACCUGAGGAAGUGAUGAGUUGCUGGAGCUGAAGGGACAAAAAAAUUAUUUCUGAGAUCUUGGUUCUGUCGUGUUUGGAUCUAUAACCUGGUCGGCUAACUUAGCGCUAUAACCUAAGUAAGUGAACACAGUGCCCAGUUUUUAAGUCAUCGUUCCAUAAAUGUCAAACCAUCUAACAACUGCUCAAUAAGUUCAACAGUGCCACUAACUAGGUGGAGCGGGUUAGCAUUAGUAUAGCUUACAUGAUGACAGCUCUGUUCACCAAAGAACAUAUUCAAGUCUGGCUAACUAAAGUUUAACUCCUUAUUCUCGAGGGUAUUUUUCAGUUUUUCCAUCUGAAUUUACAUGCAUAAGGCAAAUUAAGAUUGAAACUGAAAUGUUUUUUGUAAAAUCUCUCCUCAAAUCAAUAGACAAUGUUGUAUGAUCAUAAACAUAAUGCCAUAUCCUUACAAUUUAUGGCUGAAAGCCAAAAAUCUUAGAUGCCCUUUGUGGUUUUCUUUUAUAAAAUAAUUUUUACAGAGCAUAACACUGAACAGACGCCAUCUGAGAUCCAGUUUAAAGCUCAGAUUUGUGGAAACAUUGGUCAAAGUUCGGUAGAAGAAAAAGUUACAGCUCUCAAAUGACACCCACCUUUUGAAUGUAGCUUAUGAAAUAUGCAAGUUAUGAAGUAAAGAAUGUGACGAAAUGCGUUUUUUAACCAGUGGCGGUUCCACGGAGUUAAACUGGAAAUUUUGAUGAUAAAUAACUCAAAUCUGAGGUAGUAAAGUUUAAGCUGAAGGGACAAAAAGGGAAAUUAAAUCUGUUCUAUGGUGUUUGGAUCUGUAGCCUGAUCAGCUAACUUAACAUUAGCUUAGCGAGCAGCUACAGCCCCAAACAGAGCUGACUGACCGCUGCUCAGCUGAAAGAAGUUUAGAGUAAAAGUGGAAUGACCGGCAGAAUGCUGAAAUGUUCUGUGGUGUUUGGAACCGUCGCAUGUCGGUUAAGCUAACAAGAGCUUAGUUAGCAGGCUAAAUGUGCAACAGGCUGGGAUGAAGCUAACAGAUGCUAAAAUGGCACAUGUUUAGAAGAUAUCUAGAGCCCAAAGUUGAGCAACUGGCAUUAGAGUGACAAAAAGUCCAAAAUGGAACCUGUUCUGUUGUGUUUGGGACUGCAGCAUUUCGGUUAAGCUACAGAGAGCCUAGUUAGCAGGCUAAACAUGCCACCCACCACAGCAUAUUCUUGGGUGAAGCUAACUGAUGCUAAACCGACACCUGCUUAGAAGAUAUCUAGAGCCCAACGUCAAGUGAUUGACUGGUGUUAGAGUGACAAAAAGCCCAAAUGGAACCUGUCGUGUUUGGGACUGUAGUGUUUCAGCUAAGCUAAUGUUAGCAGGCAAAUGUGCUCUGUGGUGAGUGUAGCUGUUACUGAGCUGCUAUCAUGCUUAGCUUUUCUGAAGAUUUUCCAGGUUGUGAAUUUUCCUCAUUUUCUAUCCGCAUCACCUUUCGGUGAACUCCCACACCACUAAUCAAUGACUCCUCUAAAAUAUAAAGUGUUUAAAUUUUAACAAGUCAGAAUUGUUCACAAUGGUAGCGAUAGGAACCAGACAUCCACCCCUAAAAGCUCCCUCCAAUAAAUGGUUAUGAAUACACUGAAUGAUGUCUGAGACACUGUUCUAUGAUAGUUUGGUGAUAAAGUUUUGGCUUAAAAUGUCUUUUAAUCCAUUUAUUUUAAUCCAUUUAUGGUGGAUGGCAAGCAGGGCAUGGUGAGGCAAAACAGUGCCCAAAGAAAACUUAUUAUUUCAGAUUUUCCACUAUUUCCCAUCAUCAACAUUCCAUAUAAACUCAGAAGACUCGUGUAGGUUCACUGUUGUUUUUUAAUUAAUAAAUUAAUUUUUUAUGGAUAGUAAAUAAAAUGUCUAUAUUUGUGUUGUAGUCAUGGUGACCCCUGGUUCCUACCACCACCACUGUAAAGACAUCCGAACCAUUUCACAGCAAGCUACUCUGGGACUGAACAACUUGACAAACUGGUGGAAUUCGCCCUUAAAAGAUGGUACAAACAGUAGUAUAUUUCAAGAAUCAAUAUCAAAAACCUUUCAACGAUACCCAGCCCUUGUCAACAACUCCAAACAAGUUUCAUGACCCAUCUGAUGUGAACACUGUAACUAAAGUGCACCUUAAA